Naegleria fowleri is the source of this 2700-nucleotide messenger RNA. RefSeq lists its product as uncharacterized. The record is from RefSeq and is a predicted model, not a curated record. The coding region runs from base 1 to 2700 and encodes 899 amino acids. NCBI's taxonomy places the organism in Eukaryota, Heterolobosea, Eutetramitea, Acrasida, Naegleriidae. The transcript has 3 exons. Gene Ontology annotation, biological process: protein phosphorylation. Gene Ontology annotation, molecular function: protein kinase activity; ATP binding.
AUGAAGGAUGAUCAGAAUGAAAGAUCGGAAUAUGAAGUUCUUUCCAAAAUGUUGAUGCGGAUGGGAGGAAAUGAAUUGAGUCAUCAUGAUGGGGAAGGAGGUGCUACUCCAUUGGUGAUGAACCAACAACAGCUACGUCAACAACUGCACGAGGUUGCCAUCCAUAACAAUCCAACCCAGCAAUCCAUGAUUAUUAAACAAGAGCAACUGUCGCCAUCAGAUGAAGAAGGAUUUCUGCAGCAAGCGAGCGACAGUCGUAGUAUCAUCAUGAACAACAACAACAAUCAUAGCCAUCCAGAAACAACAUUUGCAACUUCCAACAAUCAUGAAGAACCCGAAGAAUCUAUUGAAAGUACCACUUGUGACACAACAAGCAUUAAAAAAGAACGAAAAAUUAAGAAAAAGAAAAAACAAGUAGCGAAUGAUACUUGUACGAACAAUGAUGACACUGAACAAGUGUUCAAGAAUCAGCCUGUGGUUGUAGAGAUUGAUGGAGGUUGCAGUAAGAAUAGAACGAUCCUUGCAGGAUAUGUAAAUCACAAAUAUGAAAUUGGCAAAUUGAUCAGUUUUAAAAAGUGCAAUGUGAAUGGUCAUCCAACCAUAUUUUCUCAAAGACCAAUUGCUCUUCAUGGAUCUAUUGGAGCCAUGAUUGUGAAUGAAAGAAGCAGUAGGAGAGUUGGUCAAGAUCGAAUUCCAUGCUAUGGAGUUCAAAUUGGUAAGAAUAGAUAUGCAUGGGUGACUGAGCAUGUGAUUGAACAAAUGGAGGAGCUUGAAAAAACCAAACCUCCUGUAUCAAAUCGAUUCCACUCGAAUUCUCCAUUCUCUUCAAACCUACAAGAUUUAGUUCCCUCUCUUAGCCAAUGCCAUUAUUAUCCUCCAUUUACGAACUGUCCUCAUAACAACCAUGAAUUUCCAAAUCACCAACAUGUUCUCAUUUCAUCUAACUUACUUGCCCCAGAAACUGCAAUUUCUUGUGCCACCUCUACGGCAACUCCGACCUCAGAAGAAUCAACAAUUCCUAAAAAGAGAAAACGAGAUGACAAGAAGAAUACAAGUGCUAGUAAUACUGGUCCACCAUUUCUUGCAUCCUCAUUCCCUAUGCCUUUAAUACCCUCAUUUCCAGCCAUGUUCUCUCCUCUUGAUACCAAAAACAGUAUCAUGACUAUUAUUUCUAAACUCAAGCUUGUCAACGUUUCUCCUAAUAGAGCCCACAGUAAGAAGAGCCAACAUUUUGUACUCUAUGUUUCAUUGAGCGAGCAAGAUCCUUUACUUAAGGCAAAUCUCGUUACUCAACUCUUGUCACCAUUUUCUCCAUCUAUGAGUCUUGAAUUUGAAGAUAAAUCUAACCCCUCAAACACUUAUAUUAUCAACAAAAAGCAUGUAUUGACUCCACUGCAAGACCAGUUAUCAGAUCAUGACUUGGAAAUUUUUAGCUACACCCCUGUCAUUAAGGAACACACUCUUGACUGCUCUCUGAAACUGAAAAAAUACACAUACUUCAAAUACAAAAGAGAUUCCAAUGGACACACUCUCUUACACCAUUUUACCGUCAGAGAAAUGUACAAAGAAGUCAUAGAUAUAUUAGAACUAGGCUACAAUCCAUAUGAAAGAGAUUUUUUGGGAUUAACAGCAAGAGACUGGUGCAAAUUGUAUCGUUUGGAAGAUAUGGAAGAUUUAAUCGAGUACAUGACGUCACCUACAGCUCCAAGACUGCCUCCACGAGAUUCUUUGUCGUUGAUCAUGAUUCAUAGUAAUAGCAAUGUCAAUGAUGCCUCUCCCACCACUCUUGAAACUCCAAUUAGCAUUUCGGAAUAUCUUGACUUGGUUAUGGAUGACGUUGUGGAUUCAAAUUAUAAUUUCGAUUUAGAAACAGCCAAUCAAAUCAUGUACCAUAUUUUAAAGAAUUCCAAAAGUAUUAUGAACUCUGUACUUUUCAAUCCUGAUCAGAACAUUCUUGUCACAAGGGGAAACAGUCGAUGCAAGGUAUCAAUAGAAAACGAUCAAGAGAGCGGUGUUGAAUUAUUGCCAAGGUUAUCGCUAAAAUAUUGGUCCCCAGAAGUUCUCUUAAUGAUGUGUAUGAAGACUGAAGUUGACGAAAAAUUAAUACCUUCCAUUAUUGUGCAUCAAAAUUUGUGGACUCUUGGAGUGUUAUUUACGGAAUUCUUGUAUUUAAGCUUGGACUCGAACAAGAGACAACGAAACAGUGUAUUUGGAACAACAAUGAGUGAGCACUUGUUGGCAAGUUCCCUUUUCGAAGUACUAGGGAGACCUGAUGAAUUGCGUCAACUUUUAGAUAGCUUAUUUAGAGCAUCAGAGAUUCCAAAACAUUCACGAUCAUCUAACAUCUUUUCUUCCAUGGAAACCAUUAAUGCAAAGGAAAGAGAACGAAUUAUUUUAGAAACCAACGAGAGAGCUCAACUUCCAAACAAAACAUCCCAACUUGGUGACUGUUUAAACGGUGCUACUGAGAGCUGCAAGGACAUGUUAGAGAAAAUAUUGAGAUGGGUUCCUGAGAAUAGAAUGAACAUUGAUCAAAUCUUGGAACACAAUUUUUGGAAUGAAUACGAGACGAAUCGAAAAAACAUUCGAGAGUGUGUCAUGAAACAGAAACUUCUCUCACAAAUUGACUCUAAUUAUGGCAUUCGUUGUGAAUAUUCAAAUUCUUUUGCUGAUAUAACUAUCCAAACCAUAUCCAUGUAA